AUGAUGUUGCAACUUGAAUGGGACUACAAGACUACUCAUCACACACGCCGAUCAAUGACUACGAGAGAGAGCACUGACUUUAUGAUAGCCCGCGCCGCGGAAGCUCAGGAAGCCGAGCAAGCCGCUCAAAACGAGCAGGCCGCCAAAAAUGAGCAGGCCGACAACUCCGACUCAACCCAGCAAGUCAACAAGACUGCGGGCGCCCCCAAAUCCCAAAAGUUGAAGAUCACUUUCGCCGCCGAGAAGGCCGCCGAGGAUGUCACCGAGACCACAAAGAAGCCCACCAGAGCCGCUAAAGCCGCUGCCGCUCCAAAGGUGAAGAACACUUCAGAGGUCGUGAACACUUCAAAGGCUUCAAAGGCUUCAAAGGGAAAGGCCAAAGCCACUUCAGCUCCAAAGACCGAUCGCAACCGCAUCUCCAAGUCCUCAAAGGGGAAGGCCAAAAUUUCCACAGCCCCAGAGGUCGAGAACACAUCCCAAGCCUCAUCUUCAAAGACCGAGCAUGCCACAGCUUCAAAGGUCACCAGCACCAAGGCCUCAAAGCGAAAGGCCAGUGCCAUCGCCGCUCCAGAAGAGAGUAGCUCCAAGGCUUCAAAGAGGAGAAAGAUGACACCCUCUGUCGCCGCAGAAGAGACUACCUCCACAGCUUCAAAGAUCGACAAUCCCUCAGAGGUCGCCAAUACCUCCACGGCCUCAGCUUCAAAGACCGAGCAUGCCACAGCUUCAAAGGCCACCAACACCUCCAAGGCCUCCAAGCGAAAGGCCAGCGCCAUCGCCGCUCCAGCCGAGAGUAGCUCCAAGGCUUCAAAGAGAAGAAAGACAACAGCUUCCGCCGCCGCAGAAGAGACUACCUCCACAGCUUCAAAGAUCGAUAACACCUCAGAGGUCGCCAAUACAUCCACGGCCUCAUCUUCAAAGACCAAGCAUGCCACAGCUUCAAAAGUCACCAACACCUCCAAGGCCUCCAAGCGAAAGGCCAGCGCCAUCGCCGCUCCAGCCGAGAGUAGCUCCACCGCUUCAAAGAGAAGAAAGACAACAGCCUCCCCCGCCGCAGAAGACAAUACCUCCAAGGCUUCAAAGGAGAAGACCAACAUCGCCGCGGCUCCAGAGGAAGAAGGUAGCUCCAAGCCUUCAAAGAGAAUGACCAGAGCCGCUGCAGCUUCAAAGAUCGAGAAUACGUCCAAGGACAUGAGUACUUCAAAGGCCUCAGCCGAUAAAGGCAAAAAACCCGUGGUUCGCGAAGAAAGUCAAGAGUUCCUUCCGCCUGCCCCUACGGGCUCCACCCAGCACGGAGAUAACAUCGCAACCUCCAGCAAGACCCGACGGAAGCUUCAGAAGGAGCCCCAGGGCACUUCGCAGUCCCACAACCCCUGGCGGACCAUGCGACCGAUCGGGGAAUACCCAUCACCCGCGGAAUACCGCGCCGCCGGCCUCAAGCCCCACCGACCCCAGACCUUGGAGAACGUCGCGACGCCUGCACUCAGCCCUGACAGCGGGCUUGAGGACCUGACCCUUGAGGAGGGACCUGCCGAUACCCCCGCUGAUGCAGUCGCUACCACUACUGCUGCGCAAUCUCCAGAUGUCGAGACACCAAUCGACGAUUCCACUCCCGCAAUCGCAACUCCAGCCCUGAGUAUCCCCGACUACCAGGCCGUGUUCCGCGGAAUCACUCCACCAACCUCAGAAAGAUACGAUGUGUCCAGGAUUCGAAGGAUGUUAGAAUUUGCGCUCGACUUCAGCAUGCGCGUUGGCAAUGCGGCCCAGUGCAUGAGCCUUGUUCACUUCUGGCACAUGGCCAGCGAAGACGAAUUUAAUCUGGCUUUGGCUUCCGACCUCUUCGGUCACGGGCAGCAGGCUCCUGAAUUGCACACUGGUCUUAUGCACAUCCUGAAAGACAAUGAGCCUCAAGCCUGCGAAUGGUAUCAAAGCUACACCGCGCGUCCAUCUUUAUCUCCCCUUGUCGACCUGCCUCCACCCAGUGGCUCAGGUACACCAUCUGCCAGACCUACCGAUCCACAGUCUGCGUUCAAAGUUUCUGAUAUCUAUCGAGAUACCAGUGGUCCUCGUCUCGAAGAACAGUUCCUGAGCGGCAAAACCAAUACAGCUCCACUCAAGCGUCCCAAGAAACCAUGCCCUGUGAAUGAGGCAGCUCACAGGCGCAAGCUCCAAUGGCAAUCAGAUCCUGACCACGAUGAAAAUAUGCGACAGUUGCGUCUCCGUUUCAGUCAGGCCCAACCCGACGUGGCCACCGACGUUCGACCUGCUUGGAGUGCAUUUCGCGACGAGCGCGUGCCAGAAAUGAAUCCUCAGCGAUCGCGAUCCUCAUCGCCAGCCCCCGUUCCGGAGUCUUUCGACUGGGACUCUGAUUCUCAGUCUGCUUCCCCCGUCCGCACCGCCGUGACCACCGCUACGAAUAAAAAGUCAGCCCGCAAGCCAACCAGCAAGCCAACCAAGAAACUAUCCAAGAAACAGAAAGGCAAGCGGCCACAACGUGCACGGUCGCUCUCCAUUGAUACUACUAUGAGUGAUGUCUCCACACUUUCCAACUCUUGCUACUCGGUGCGCGACAACGACUGGGCUGCAAGCCAUGGAGAACGGCAAAUGCCAAAUUCGAUUGAUCCCCCCGACAACAGCGAUGAGUGUCAUCAAUGUGGCAAGGGAGGCAACUUGAUCUGCUGCGAGACCUGUCCAAACUCGUAUCAUUUCACGUGCCUAGAUCCCCCCUUGAAUCCAAAGAAUCCCCCCGAGGGCGAAUGGCACUGCCCCAAGUGUCAAGUCCGCAACAGCUUCACGACGCUGCUUGCACACGGAAAGAAAGCCAAGAAGACCGAGUUCUCGCUCCCACAAGACAUCAAGGAGCGCUUCUUGGGGGUGGGCGAAGGGGUAGUCUAUGACCCCGACUACGCGCGGAAUCCAAAGCACCAACGAUAUUACCGGGAGACGCCCCACCUACCACGGCUGACUAAACCGCCCAAGCAUGAUGUUCUGAUUUCAUACGCGGAUCCCAUGCUGCUUCGAGACGUCGACAACAAAGGACAAAAAAUCAUCUGCAUGAAAUGCGGCCAAACCUCAAACGGCCGCCCCAUUAUCACCUGCGAUUACUGUCCGUGUCGAUUCCACCUGGACUGUCUCGACCCACCACGGGCGCAGCCCCCCAAUCCAAAAACCGGAUGGAUGUGUCCCAACCAUGUCACCCCAGCGGACAUGGUUGUCACCAAGGAGGUCGGCGGUGGCGAGCUGCGUACGCGCCGCCACCGCCGGACCGCGGGCACAUCCUUCCUGGAUUGUGAAAUCCUCCUUCCUGACGGCCCCAAUGACUCCCUCUUCUCUCGCGAGUGGAGGGACGAACGCCACAUCAUCCCCGCGGGUGAUGUGGUGUUCGAGUUCAUUGGGGCCGUCAAGUGGGAGAACUGCCAGCGGGUGGCUCAAUACUCCCGCAUCGAGGCCAAGUGCCUCGAUGCGGCGAGGAGCCUCGCUCGGCAGUUCUUCCGCGAGGGAAGGGCGGACCCCGAGCUUGUCUCGGGGCUACCCCCUUCCCUCGCAGAGGGCGUGUCAGAGUCGGUCGGCCGCAUUCUUGCGGGGACGGAAGUCCCCCAAGAAGCGGUCGACGCGGCGACCGCCCUCCUGGGGCUUUCCCGCCCCUCACCCACGUCGGGUGAGGGCUCGGGAGGGCCCCAACCCUCCGAGGCUGGGCCUUCUCGCCCCAAACGGGCGCGAGAAGGUUCCACCGACGAAGGUCGGGCGGCGCGAAAGCGCCGCCUGAGCCUCGGAGGGGAGGCUUCCUCCUCCACGGUCAUUUAG
Messenger RNA from Penicillium olsonii, 3801 nucleotides. NCBI's taxonomy places the organism in Eukaryota, Fungi, Ascomycota, Eurotiomycetes, Eurotiales, Aspergillaceae. The record is from the annotation of a GenBank genome assembly.